CCAUCGCCCUCGUGGUCGCCCACGCCGGAGCCGGGACCACCGGGGGACACCGAGGGCUCGGCGGCGGCGGCGCUGGCUUUCCUGCAGACGGGGGAUGCUCAACGCCUGGCCAGGGCCAACUGCAGCCGGGGGGUCGCGGUGGGGGCCGCCGGCCCCGGGCCCCCCCCGGUGCUGCGUGCCGCCCUGCGUGCCGCCCCCGAGGCGCUGGCCCACGCCGCCAACUUCCUCAACAUGCUCUUCCAGACCAACGACAUCCGCGAGGCCAGCGUGGCCGAGGACGUGGAGUGGUACCAGGCGCUGGUCCGCAGCCUGGCCGAGGGGCACCCAUGGGUGCGGAGGGCGGUGUUGGCCCUCGACGCCCACCCUCUGGCCGCCAAACCCCGGUUGAUGCUCCAGGCCACCAAAAAGGAUGGUGAGAUCCUGCUCCAGGACGUCUCCGCCACCGCCGCCCCCGGCCUGGGCAACCUCAGCUGGGACAACGAGUGGUUCAACGCCCUCAAAUCCCAGAGGAACCCCCUCCUCCGCAAGCGCCUGCUCAGCAACGACCUGCGCAGCAUGGAGACCCCCAAGUGGCAGCGGGGGGACAGCUACGUGGGGGAGCCGGCCCACGUGAGGUGGUCCCCACCAUUCCUCGAGUGCCGGGAUGGCAAGUUCCUUCCAGCCUGGGCGGUCACGCUCUCCUCCGCCUUCUACGGGCUCAAGCCGGACCUCAGCCCCGAAUUCAAGGGCGUCGUGCGGGUGGACAUCGAGCUGCGGGACGUGGCCAUCGACCAGUGCUCCACCGGCCCCGGCUGGUUCGCAGACACACACCGCUGCGACCUCAACAGCACCCAGUGUGUCCCCCAGGAGAGCCGUGGCUUCGUCCUCGGGAGGUACCUGUGCCGGUGCAAACCGGGCUUUUACGGGGCUAACGGAGUGGCCAGCGGUGCCCGGGCAGGUGCGGUGGGGGCAGAGGGGGGGUCCCGGUUGGGAUGCCAGCCCUGUCGCCAGGGAUGUGCCACCUGCCGGGACGACGCUCCCUGCCUCAUCCAGGAGGACCGGGCGCUGCGGGCGGCCGUGCUCUCCUGCCAGGCCUGCUGCAUGCUGGCCGUCUUCCUCAGCAUGCUCAUCUCCUACCACUUCCGACACAGCAAGAGGAUCCGGGCGUCAGGAGUCAUCCUCCUGGAGACCAUCCUCUUCGGGUCCCUCCUCCUCUACUUCCCCGUCUUCAUCCUGUACUUCAAGCCCAGCAUCUUCCGCUGCAUCGUCCUGCGCUGGGUGCGGAUGCUCGGCUUCGCCAUCGUCUACGGCACCAUCACCCUCAAGCUGUACAGGGUGCUGAAGGUGUUCCUGUCCCGCUCGGCCCAGCGGGUGCCCUACGUGUCGAGCGGGCGGGUGUUGAAGAUGCUGGGGCUGAUCCUGCUCCUGGUGCUGUGGUUCCUGGCGGCCUGGACCGUCGGGAUGUUGGAGAACGUGGACAAGAACAUCCCGUUGGUUGUCCGCACCCAGACCCCCCGUGGGCUCCACUUCUACAUCUGCGGCCACGACCGCUGGGACUACAUGAUGGUGAUCGCCGAAAUGCUGUUCCUGCUGUGGGGCAGCUCCCUGUGUUUCGCCACCCGUGCCGUGCCCUCCGCCUUCCACGAGCCCCGCUACAUGGGCAUCGCUCUCCACAACGAGCUCAUGAUCUCGGCCGCCUUCCACGUCGCCAGGUUCAUCAUGGUCCCCUCGCUUCACCCCGACUGGACGCUGCUGCUCUUCUUCGCUCACACCCACGGCACCAUCACCAUGACCCUGGCGCUGCUCUUCAUCCCCAAGUUCCUGCACGCCGGCUCGCCGCUGCGGGAGGAGAUCGCGGCCGAGGUCUACGAGGACGAGCUGGACAUGAGGCGCUCGGGCUCCUGCCUCAACAGCAGCAUCGCCUCGGCCUGGAGCGAGCACAGUCUCGACCCCGAUGACAUUCGGGAGGAGCUGAAGAAGCUUUACAGGCAGCUGGAGGUGCACAAGACGCGGAGGAUGGCAGCCAACAACCCCCACCUCCCCAAGAAACGCAGCUCCCGCCGCAGCCUGGGCCGCUCCCUCACACGCCGUGCCACCGAGACCCCCGAGGGGGGGACACGGCGGGGCAGCGGGGAACGGGGGGGCACCCCGACACAUCAUGGCUCCUGGCCCAAGCGGCUCCCCGAGGCCGGUGGUGCCAGCCUGAGGAUGCGGGAGGAGGGAUCCCGGCGCCGCGUCCCGUCCCUGGGGGGGUCCCGCAGCACCCAGGGUCCCACGAGGGAACCCCCGGGGGGCUCCUCCACCCCCGGGACCCCCACGCCGGGGAGGGAGACGACGGCGGUGAGGGCCGGGGAGCGCUCCGACAGCGAGUCCCUCGAGGACGCCCCGCUGGUCUGCAAGUCGGCCAGUGCCCACGACUUGGGGGGGCACGGGCGGCCCCCCCAGCCCCACGCAGCCCCCCCCUUGCAGAAGUCGCUCAGCGUGGUGGCCGGUGCCCGGGAGGAGGCCCUGCUCGCCGCCAGCCGAGCCGCCCGGGAGAAGUGGGCCAGCCGGCAACCAUCCUCCCUGGCCUCACAGCCCCCCGACGGCCACGGACCCCCCAGCGAAGCCGGGAAGCCCCAAAGCCCCCCUGCGGACGAUGCCACCCCCCCAGCCGGCUCCAGCCCCACCGAGGGGUGUCCCCAGGAGGACGUGUCCCCCCCGGGGGAUGGCAAAGUGCAGAAACACGUCACCUACGCGCCCAUCAAGAGCAUCAGCAUCGACAGCUCCCCCCUCCCGGGGCGGGUGCGGGUGGCAGUGAGGAAGACCCCCCCGCCACCCCCCGUGCGGUACCAGAGCCUGGGGCGGCGUGUGACAGUGGCUGGGGACAGCCCGGGGACAGCAGAGACACCCACGGACCCUCUGGCACAGGCAGGAGAGGGGACACGGGAGGGGACACAGGAGGGGACAGAGGAGGAAGAGCCGGAGCGUGUGUCCCCCCCGUCGGGGAAGGGCAGGCUGCUGAGCGCCGCCUCCAUCCCGGCACAGGUCUGUCCCUGGGAGCUGGUCCAGGACGAGAUCCUGAGCCAGAAGCAAAAAGCCGCCGAAGCAGCAGCCUCGGGGACCCCCGGUGAAGCAGCGACCACCCCCCCCAGCCUCCAGCCGCCCCCCCCCCAGAAGAUGACCAUCCGGAGCCUGGGACUCGCCAUCAAGGCCUUCAACCGCUCCCGGGGGAAGAGCCGCAACAACAACGCCAGCACCGACGGGGAAGGGGCAGACUGGGGGUACUGGGGGGGAGAGGCAGAAGGACGGUGGGACAGCCCAGCCCUGGGGACAGGAGACACUGAGAAGGUGGCAGAGGAGCCCGGUGCUCCCCAGGGGGACUUGGAUGCUGGAACUGGCCACCAAGAAGGAGCUGAAGAUCCCUGUGAGACCCCAGCGGUGGCCGGCAGCGGGAAAGCACUGACACCUCCCCAACGAGGGGACAAGGGUCCCAUGGCAGAGCUGGGGAAGGAUGCUCCUGGGGCCACCACGAGGCUGAUGGCACUGAAAGAAGGGGUGGCCGGGCCAGCUGAAGGGCUUGAUGGGGGCAGCAGGUCCAUCCAACCCCAGGACCGCACCAAGGUGGAGCAGCCAAAUGGAGAACCCACCCCAGGCAGCCCCCACUCACCCACCACCCGUGUGUGGGGAGCAGCCACCGAGAAGGUGGGGGCUGAGGUUUGUCCCCAGGGACCCCCCGCUAUCCCAGCAGGAAAAGCAGCCCUGCAGCGCCAGGAGGCGAUUGCCCCCCAGGAGGACGGUGGGGUCCCGUGGGGCAGGGAGAGCCCAGCCAAGGGGCUGGAGAAGGGGGGCAGCCAGCCUGAACCCCUUGGUCCCGUGGGGGGCCGGGGCACCCAGAGGGUCCCUGCCAAGAGCCAGAGCGUGGAGGUGGUCCCGGCUGCGGUGGGGAAAGGCAGCAGCACGGCCACUGAGGCAGAGGUUACACCAUCAGUUACAGGGAAAUCAAGAGAGGACAAAGAUGGUCUGUCCAUAGGGAGCAAAAGCACUUCUAAAAAUCAAGAUCUCCGCAAAGAGACUCAGGGUCUCCUCAAAGAGACUGGAGAGAGCAUGGGUGGAAAGAAAGAGAAAUCAAGUGGGGACCGAGAGUCCAUCUGUCCCUGGGAGAGCCUGGGCACCGAGGAGACACCAGAAAAACCCCGUCCCAGGAGCCCGGCGCUGCCAAAAUCACCUUCAAAGAAAUCCCAGAGCGUGGAGAGCCUGAAGGCAGAGGUCUGUCCCUGGGAAGUUCCAGAGCUCGAAUCGACAGAAAAAGCAGCAAUCUUUCCCUGGGAAGUGGCUGCUCCUCCCUCAGAGCAACCAAAGGCAAAGCAGGGGCCUGGGGGGGCUUCCAAGGGGGAGAAGCGCAUCACACGCCAGGCAGCGCUGGGCAGCCCGGUGAGAUCUCUGGGGCAGGGCAGCAGCGAGAGAGAGGCCAUCUGUCCCUGGGAGAGCCUGGGGACAGAGGAGACACCAGAAAAGCCCUAUCCUAGGAGCCCGGUGCUGCCCAAAUCAUCUUCAAAGAAAUCCCAGAGUGUGGAGAGCCUGAAGGCAGAGGUCUGUCCUUGGGAGGCUCAGGAGCUCGAGCCCACUGAUAAAGCAGAAAUCUGUCCCUGGGAGGCAGAAGUUCCAUCAUCAGGUAAAGAGAAAUCAAGACAGGACAAAGAUUGUCUGUUCAUGGGGAGCAGAAACCCUUCUAAAAGUCAGGGUGUCCUCAAAGAGACUGGAGAGAGCACAGCUGCAAAGAAGGAGAAAUCAAGUGGGGACCGUGAGUCCAUCUGUCCCUGGGAGAGCCUGGGGACAGAGGAGACACCAGAAAAGCCCCGUGCCAAGAGCCCGGCGCUGCCCAAAUCACCUUCAAAGAAAUCUCAGAGUGUGGAGAGCCUGAAGGCAGAGGUCUGUCCCUGGGAGGCUCAGGAGCUUGAAGCUGAUGAUAAAGCAGAGGUCUGUCCUUGGGAGGCUCAGGAGCUCGAGCCCACUGAUAAAGCAGAAAUCUGUCCCUGGGAGGCAGAAGUUCCAUCAUCAGGUAAAGAGAAAUCAAGACAGGACAAAGAUUGUCUGUUCAUGGGGAGCAGAAACCCUUCUAAAAGUCAGGGUGUCCUCAAAGAGACUGGAGAGAGCACAGCUGCAAAGAAGGAGAAAUCAAGUGGGGACCGUGAGUCCAUCUGUCCCUGGGAGAGCCUGGGGACAGAGGAGACACCAGAAAAGCCCCGUGCCAAGAGCCCGGCGCUGCCCAAAUCACCUUCAAAGAAAUCUCAGAGUGUGGAGAGCCUGAAGGCAGAGGUCUGUCCCUGGGAGGCUCAGGAGCUUGAAGCUGAUGAUAAAGCAGAAAUCUGCCCCUGGGAGGUGGCUGCUCCACCAUCAGGUAAAGGAAAAGGAAAACUGGACAAAGAUGGUCUGUCCAUAGGGAGCAGAAGCCCUUCUAAAAGUCAGGGUCUCCUCAAAGAGACUGGAGAGAGCACGGCUGGAAAGAAAGAGAAAUCAAGUGGAGACCGUGAGUCCAUCUGUCCCUGGGAGAGCCUGGGGACAGAGGAGACACCAGAAAAGCCCCGUGCCAAGAGCCCGGCGCUGCCCAAAUCACCUUCAAAGAAAUCUCAGAGUGUGGAGAGCCUGAAGGCAGAGGUCUGUCCCUGGGAGGCUCAGGAGCUUGAAGCUGAUGAUAAAGCAGAAAUCUGCCCCUGGGAGGUGGCUGCUCCACCAUCAGGUAAAGGAAAAGGAAAACUGGACAAAGAUGGUCUGUCCAUAGGGAGCAGAAGCCCUUCUAAAAGUCAGGGUCUCCUCAAAGAGACUGGAGAGAGCACGGCUGCAAAGAAGGAGAAAUCAAGUGGAGACCGUGAGUCCAUCUGUCCCUGGGAGAGCCUGGGGACAGAGGAGACACCAGAAAAGCCCCGUGCCAAGAGCCCAGCGCUGCCCAAAUCACCUUCAAAGAAAUCCCAGAGCGUGGAGAGCCUGAAGGCAGAGGUCUGUCCCUGGGAGGCUCAGGAGCUCGAGCCCACUGAUAAAGCAGCAAUCUGUCCCUGGGAGGCAGAAGUUCCACCAUCAGUUAUAGAGAAAUCAAGACAGGACAAAGAUGGUCUGUCCAUAGUGAGCAAAAGCCCUUCUAAAAGUCAAGGUCUACGUGAAGAGACAGGAGAGAGCACGGCUGCAAAGAAGGAGAAAUCAAGUGGAGACCGUGAGUCCAUCUGUCCCUGGGAGAGCCUGGGGACAGAGGAGACACCAGAAAAGCCCCGUGCCAAGAGCCCAGCGCUGCCCAAAUCACCUUCAAAGAAAUCCCAGAGCGUGGAGAGCCUGAAGGCAGAGGUCUGUCCCUGGGAGGCUCAGGAGCUCGAGCCCACUGAUAAAGCAGCAAUCUGUCCCUGGGAGGCAGAAGUUCCACCAUCAGUUAUAGAGAAAUCAAGACAGGACAAAGAUGGUCUGUCCAUAGUGAGCAAAAGCCCUUCUAAAAGUCAAGGUCUACGUGAAGAGACAGGAGAGAGCACGGCUGCAAAGAAGGAGAAAUCAAGUGGAGACCGUGAGUCCAUCUGUCCCUGGGAGAGCCUGGGGACAGAGGAGACACCAGAAAAGCCCCGUGCCAAGAGCCCAGCGCUGCCCAAAUCAUCUUCAAAGAAAUCCCAGAGCGUGGAGAGCCUGAAGGCAGAGGUCUGUCCCUGGGAGGCUCAGGAGCUCGAGCCCACUGAUAAAGCAGAAAUCUGUCCCUGGGAGGUGGCUGCUCCACCAUCAGGUAAAGAAAAAGGAAAACUGGACAAAGAUGGUCUGUCCAUAGGGAGCAGAAGCCCUUCUGAAAGUCAGGGUGUCCUCAAAGGGACGGGAGAGAGCACAUCUGCAAAGAAGGAGAAAUCAAGCAACGACCGAGAGCCCAUCUGUCCCUGGGAGAGCCUGGGCACGGAGGAGACACCAGAAAAACCCUGUGCCAAGAGCCCAGCGCUGCCCAAAUCAUCUUCAAAGAAAUCCCAGAGCGUGGAGAGCCUGAAGGCAGAGGUCUGUCCCUGGGAGGCUCAGGAGUUUGAAGCUGGUGGUAAAGCAGAAAUCUGCCCCUGGGAGGUGGCUGCUCCUCUGCCGGAGAAAGAAGCAGCCCUGGGUCAGACGAGCCUCCCCCCAAAAAAAGCUGGUGCCCCCAAGUCUCUGGAGAAGGGCAGCAGCGAGCGUGAGGCCAUCUGUCCCUGGGAGAGCCUGGACAUGGAGGAGCCCUCCCUGCAAAGCGCGAUGGGGAAAGAGCCCUCCAAGAAAUCCGAGAGCACGGAGAGCAGAAAAUCCAGUGUUGGUGCCUGGGAGGUGGCAGAGCCCACUGGCUGGGAGAAGGAAAGCCUCAAACCAGGUAAAGAAAAAGGAAAACUGGACAAAGAUGGUCUGUCCAUAGGGAGCAGAAGCCCUUCUGAAAGUCAGGGUGUCCUCAAAGGGACGGGAGAGAGCACAUCUGCAAAGAAGGAGAAAUCAAGCAAGGACCGAGAGUCCAUCUGUCCCUGGGAGAGCCUGGGCACGGAGGAGACACCAGAAAAACCCUGUGCCAAGAGCCCAGCGCUGCCCAAAUCAUCUUCAAAGAAAUCCCAGAGCGUGGAGAGCCUGAAGGCAGAGGUCUGUCCCUGGGAGGCUCAGGAGUUUGAAGCUGGUGGUAAAGCAGAAAUCUGCCCCUGGGAGGUGGCUGCUCCUCUGCCGGAGAAAGAAGCAGCCCUGGGUCAGACGAGCCUCCCCCCAAAAAAAGCUGGUGCCCCCAAGUCUCUGGAGAAGGGCAGCAGCGAGCGUGAGGCCAUCUGUCCCUGGGAGAGCCUGGACAUGGAGGAGCCCUCCCUGCAAAGCGCGAUGGGGAAAGAGCCCUCCAAGAAAUCCGAGAGCACGGAGAGCAGAAAAUCCAGUGUUGGUGCCUGGGAGGUGGCAGAGCCCACUGGCUGGGAGAAGGAAAGCCUCAAACCAGGCGUGCACCCACGGGGAGCUGCCAGAGGCCAGGGACAAGGGACAGGGAAGUCCCAGCCAGUGGCAGGAGCCAGCACCAGGUCUCCACCACCACUGGGGAAAAAAACCCAGGGCAGAUCUGACGUCAGGGCUGAGCACAAGCCCCUGUGCCGUGUCCUGCCGGGCACCCAGCCCCCACGGAGCCCCCCGCCUCGGGGAGGGAGCACGGCUCCCGUGGGGGACAGCAGCCCCAGCAUCACCCAGGUUUGUCCCUGGGAAGCAGAAGAGGCUCCACCAGCAUCUGGCCAGACCAGCACAGACACGAGGAAAACCUCCGAGGUGUGUCCCUGGGAGGUGGAGAGUGUGGAACCCCCCCUGACCCCCCCCAGAACUGGGGGGAGCCCCCAGGACAGAGACAGGGCUGCCCACCCCAGUGACACCAAACCCGAGGUCUGCCCCUGGGAGGAGGAGUAG
Calidris pugnax (ruff) is the source of this 8355-nucleotide messenger RNA. RefSeq names its product G protein-coupled receptor 179 (gene GPR179). Gene Ontology annotation, molecular function: G protein-coupled receptor activity. The transcript has 14 exons. The annotation marks the transcript as partial. Gene Ontology annotation, cellular component: membrane. Gene Ontology annotation, biological process: G protein-coupled receptor signaling pathway. Lineage: Eukaryota; Metazoa; Chordata; Aves; Charadriiformes; Scolopacidae. The record is from RefSeq and is a predicted model, not a curated record.